Funneliformis geosporum is the source of this 2340-nucleotide messenger RNA. The record is from the annotation of a GenBank genome assembly. Lineage: Eukaryota; Fungi; Glomeromycota; Glomeromycetes; Glomerales; Glomeraceae.
AUGAAUUACCCUGCUCUGAAAAUAGAUAAAAAUAACCAACCAGAAUACAAAACUAAUCCUCUGCUGCCAAUUUCCUCAGUUGGAACUGAUUAUACUACUGCUGACCAAACCCAUUUGCCAGUUGGUUCGGCUUUAAUGACUGAUACCUUGGAUGGUUCUGGUAAUGGCACUAGUAUAUUAAACAGCAAAGGAAUAACCCAUAUUAUUCAUGCUGCUCCCAAUCCACGGAGUAGUUUUACCUCCGACCAACACUUUAUUAAUUGCGUAGUAAAAUCAGUUCAAAAUUCUAUUAUUUUAGCCGACCGGAUAGAGGAAGGAAGCAAUAAAUUAGCAAUUUGUUUGGUUGGAGGGGGAAUUUUUCGUGGCACUCGUGGUUCUGAACGCUAUUUUUUAAAAAAAAUCAAAGAAUUAGAAAAUGAAUUAUUUACCACUAAAACUAGUACGAUUGGCAACAUCAGUUUUUUAGGAGAGACAAAAGGUAUUGCGAAGGGGGUAGAAGUAAAGGUAGGAGAAAUUUACGAUAAAAGUAUUCAUGAUGCUAAUUUCAUUGUUAAUGCCGCUAAUACCGAAGUCAAAUUCGGAAGAGGAAUUUCCGGUGAUAUUAAAAGUAGAGUCGGAAAUAGUGAUAAGAUAGACCGAAAAGCCAGAGAGUUAAUCGGUGAAUUUUAUUCUAAAAUUGAUAAAAAAGGCGGUGGUGGGAAUAAUGAUAAAAAAAUUACUUUUCAGGCCGUUUAUACUGGACCAGAUGUUGAUACUUCAACCCAAAAAUUUCUUCCGUUUAAAAUUACUAUAAAAGAAACGGACAAGGGCAAGAAAUUAUUUAGAGAGAAUGAUUUUGUCGAAAUCGAGGAAAUUAAAACCAAGAAACCGAUUCCGGAUAAAGGUCCCCCAAUUCCUACCCCUCCCGAUACUAAAACUGCCUCCGAAUGGCAAGCGGAACUAAAAGCGGUUGAUAAUGAUAUGGAACAAAUUUUUACCGAGGAUAAAGCAAGCAGUAGUUUAGGAGAAUUUUUUGCCAAAAAUAACCCUCCCGCAGUAAUAGAAACCAUUAAAAGGUUUGAAUAUGAUAAUUCCAGUAAUAGUGAAAAAGAAACUAGGAACAAAAAAAUGAGAAAGUAUUACGGCUUAGAAAAAAACGUUCCUCUGACCGAUGAGCAAAUUAAUGAAUUUUGCUAUAAAGUAGGCAUUGGAGAAAUAAUUGAGAGUGCAAUUAACGAAAACGAAGAACAAAUUCCUAAUAAUACUAAAAAUCCCGAAAGUAAUAUUCUGAAAAUAGUGGGUAUUGGGGCUCUGAUUUUAAUUCCGCUCGGAGAUACCCUUUUACUACCCAAAACUAACUUUCCACUAAAAAAUACUAACCAUUUUGAAAGCGAAAAAAAAACCAGAGAAUUUUGGGAGGAAAAAAAGAUUUAUCAGCAAGCAUUAGCAAACAAUAAAAAUAACCAACCUUUUAUUUUACAUUCCGGUCCUCCUUAUGCCAACGGCAAACUUCAUAUCGGACACGUAUUAAAUUUUCUAAUUAAAGAUAUUAUUGUUCGUUUUCAGGCUUCCAUGGGUUAUUAUACUCCCUUUCUACUUGGUUGGGAUGCUCAUGGUUUACCAACUGAACUUAAAGCACUACAAGUCUACAAAAAUCAAGCCACAAUAAAUCUGCGACAAUUUUGUCAUAAUUUCGCCUUAGAGCAGGUUCAAUUACAAAAAGAGCAGUUAAAAAAAAUAGGAUUAUUUACUGACUAUGAUAAGCACUAUAUUACCUUGGAUAAAAAAUAUGAAGCCGAACAAAUUCGAAUUUUUGGAGAAAUGGUGAAAAAAAAUUUAAUUUACCGAGGAUUUAGACCUAUUCACUGGUCUUGUAGCCAUGAAACAGCCUUAGCCGAAGCCGAAAUAGAGUAUUAUGAAAAAAAAGAUACUUCACUUUAUUUUAAAAUUAAGUUGGUGGAAAGUUUUGGGGGCAAAGAAAAUGUUAGAAGUGAAAAGUUAAAAGUAGAGAAAAUAUUGGUCGGGGAAAAAUUGUUAGGAUUAAAUUAUUUUCACCCCUAUCGAAAGGAUAUUAAAGGUUAUAUUGUCGACGGAAGCGAUUUUAUUGAGGAAGGAGAAGGAACCGGUAUCGUUCACUUGGCUCCGGCUUUUGGAGCCGAAGAUUUUAUGGUUGCUAAACGGGAAAAAUUAAUGAUUGAAUGUCCGCUCGAACCGAAUGGUUUGUUUAAUGAAAAAAUAAAAGUUUCGGAAUUAGUUGGCAAGAAUUACCAAGAAGUUAAUAAAUAUGUUAUCGCGGAUUUAGAAAAAAGGAAUUUAAUAGUAAAAAAAGCAGAAAUUAUCCAUAGUUAUCCCCAUGAUUGA